AUGGAGAACGGAACAGUAACGAAUGGAGAGAAAACUCCAAAUCACCCACGAACUCCAAGUCUUACUUCCUUUUCUUUGACGGAAUAUUCAGCAAAUCCAUCACCACCAUCAGAAAGUACACAAUCAAAAGUUAGCAGCAUUGUUCCGCAGGAAUUUAUUCUGCCAAAUGGAUAUCCUGAUUAUCUACGAUUAAUCCUCACUUCUCGAGUCUAUGAAGCCGUCAAUGAGACCCCGCUCACUCCAGCCGUCAACCUCAGCAAUCGAUUAGAAUGCAAUGUUUUAUUGAAACGCGAAGACCUGCAACCGGUUUUCAGCUUCAAAUUGAGAGGCGCAUAUAAUAAAAUGGCACAUUUAGAUCCGAAAGUUAGUUGGAAAGGUGUGGUUGCAUGUUCAGCGGGAAAUCAUGCACAAGGCGUUGCGUAUUCGGCGCGCAAACUCAAAAUGCCUGCUACGAUUGUAAUGCCCGAAGGAACACCCAGUAUCAAGCAUCUCAAUGUAACGAGAUUGGGAGGAUCGGUAGUAUUGCAUGGGCCGGAUUUCGAUGCUGCGAAGGAGGAGUGCGGAAGAUUAGAGAAAUUACAUGGAUUGACGAAUAUUCCACCGUUUGACGAUCCAUAUGUAAUUGCAGGUCAAGGUACGAUUGGCAUGGAACUUCUCAGACAAACAAAUAUUCAUAAAUUGGAGGCUAUCUUCUGUUGUGUGGGUGGUGGUGGGUUGAUUGCGGGGAUUGGCGUUUACGUCAAGCGUAUUGCUCCGCAUGUGAAAAUCAUUGGAGUGGAGACUUACGAUGCGAAUGCUAUGGUACAAUCUUUGGCAGCUGGAAAGAGAGUUUCAUUGAAGGAAGUGGGAUUGUUCGCUGAUGGAGCGGCAGUAAAGACUGUGGGAGAGGAAACAUUCAGAAUAUGCCAAGAGGUCAUCGAUGAUGUUAUUCAAGUCACUACAGACGAAACAUGCGCAGCUAUUAAGGACGUUUUCGAAGAUACGAGAUCCAUUGUCGAACCAGCUGGAGCCCUUGCACUCGCAGGACUUAAGAAAUAUGUUGCGGCCAACCCAUCUCCCGAUACUUCUCGAAAUCUUGUAGCUAUCGCCUCUGGAGCAAACAUGAACUUCGAUCGUCUUAGAUUCGUUGCCGAGCGUGCAGCUCUUGGAGAACGUAAAGAAGCUCUCCUUAGUGUCAGCAUUCCUGAAAUUCCUGGCGCCUUCUCUGCACUUAUCAAAGCCGUCAUGCCACAUGCCGUCACCGAAUUCUCUUACCGAUAUGCCACAGAUGAAGUAGCAAAUGUACUCAUUGGUAUUUCUCUCACCUCUCCUGCAUCUCAAAGAGACGAAGAGCUUCAAUCUCUCCUCAAUCGCAUCUCAUCCAGUGGCAUGUCACCUGCUGAUCUCUCCGGGGACGAACUUGCCAAAUCCCAUAUUCGCUACCUAGUGGGUGGACGUUCCGGAGUACCAAACGAACGACUCUACAUGUUCAACUUCCCUGAAAGACCAGGUGCGCUUGAGAAAUUCCUCACUACUUUGAGACCGAGAUUCAACAUAAGUCUUUUCCAAUACCGCAAUGCCGGAAGUGAUAUCGGAAAGAUUCUGACGGGUAUCCUGUGUCCGGAUGAUGAAGUCAAGGAUUUGGAGAGAUUUUUGAGGGAAAUCGGAUAUCCUUGGACGGACUGUACAGAUUCACAAGUCUUUAAGACGUUUUUGAGAUCGUAA
Messenger RNA from Botrytis byssoidea, 1704 nucleotides. RefSeq lists its product as uncharacterized. Bases 1 to 1704 code for a protein of 567 amino acids. Gene Ontology annotation, biological process: L-threonine catabolic process. The record is from RefSeq and is a predicted model, not a curated record. NCBI's taxonomy places the organism in Eukaryota, Fungi, Ascomycota, Leotiomycetes, Helotiales, Sclerotiniaceae. Gene Ontology annotation, molecular function: threonine deaminase activity; pyridoxal phosphate binding. The transcript has 2 exons.